AUGACCGACCAUAAUUCAUCAUCAAAACCUAAAUUUACAUUAGAUGAAUUUAUCAACUAUACAGAUUUUUUAUCUUUGACACUUGCGCCGGACAAUAAUGAAUCGAUUCUUAUUCAAACAAAACAUCUUAUGUGGGAUCAAAAUAUCAAUGAAUAUCGUCUCUAUCUUCAAUCGCUCAAUAGUCAGAAUAGAAAAUUGGUGACUAGCAGUGCCAUGGGCUCACCGAAACCACUCUGGCAAGGUGAAUGGAUUGUCUAUAUAGCUCGAAACACAUUGAAUAAUGCUGCCAAUGAACAACAAGUGUAUAUGAAUAUUUAUUCGACUCUUACUGAACAAACAUUUCCUAUUGCAGUAAGAAAAGAGCCUAUUCACGCUUUUACUUGGUCGAAUACAAAUACUUGUCUUUACUUUGCAUCACGAACUCAAUUAUCAAACGAAUACUAUAAAGCAUACAAUGAGCAAUGGAAUGAUGUCGUUGAAUAUCGAGAUAAUGAACGAGGUGAUACAAUCUAUCGUAUCGACAUUACAGAUUUAAGCCGAGUGAAAAUUGAACCUGUAUUUAAUAUUUCAUUGCACGUGCUCGAAUUAAUCUGUGCACCAGAUGGAGUCAAUGGAUGA
This is a messenger RNA of Adineta steineri, 618 nucleotides long. NCBI's taxonomy places the organism in Eukaryota, Metazoa, Rotifera, Eurotatoria, Adinetida, Adinetidae. The record is from the annotation of a GenBank genome assembly.